UGGAUUAAAGGUGCUGAGCGUUCAUCCUCCCAAUCGAACCACGCCUGAGCUGCAGCUGGACCGCAUGAAAGACCGGUUGAACACCACAGACCAGGCUGCUGUUUUUUUAAAUAUUAUUUUUUCACCUGUGCUUCCUCCGGCUCAGUGAUAAAAGCGACAUAGUGAGGGACGUCGACACCAAAAUACGGACCGAACUCACCUACAGUGCCUGCAGCUGAAAAUCAGCUAACAUGACAGACGCGGACAAGUUCCUGUAUGGGGACCGCAGUGGGGUUAACAACCCUCUGGCCCAGGCCGACUGGGCCGGCAAGAAGCUGGUGUGGGUCCCCUCAGAGAAGAUGGGCUUUGAGUCCGGCUCCAUCAAAGAGGAGCAAGGAGAAGAGUGUUUGGUGGAGCUGACUGACUCGGGCAAGAAGGUGAAGGUGAACAAAGAUGACAUUCAGAAGAUGAAUCCACCCAAGUUCAACAAGGUGGAGGACAUGGCGGAGCUCACCUGCCUGAACGAGGCCUCUGUGCUGCACAACCUCAAGGAGAGAUAUUACUCUGGACUCAUCUAUACGUACUCUGGUCUCUUCUGCGUGGUGGUGAACCCGUACAAGUACCUGCCCAUCUAUACUGAGGAGAUUGUGAACAUGUACAAGGGCAAAAAGAGACAUGAGAUGCCUCCUCACAUCUAUGCCAUUACAGACACAGCCUACAGGAGCAUGAUGCAAGACCGUGAGGACCAGUCCAUCCUUUGCACUGGGGAGUCAGGAGCAGGAAAAACAGAAAACACCAAGAAGGUCAUUCAGUAUCUCGCCCACAUCGCCUCAUCAUUCAAAUCCAAGAAAGAUCAGGGCAGUGCAGUGUUAUCACAUGGAGAAUUGGAGAAACAGCUGCUUCAAGCAAACCCAAUCCUGGAGGCCUUUGGCAAUGCAAAGACUGUCAAGAAUGACAACUCCUCAAGAUUUGGAAAAUUCAUCAGGAUCAACUUUGAUGUCAAUGGAUACAUUGUUGGAGCCAACAUUGAAACUUAUCUGCUGGAGAAGUCUCGGGCCAUCCGACAAGCCAAAGAUGAGCGAAGCUUUCACAUCUUUUACUACCUGCUGUCAGGAGCCGGGGACAAAAUGCGCUCUGAGCUCUGUCUGGAGGAUUACAGCAAGUACCGUUUCCUGUCCAAUGGAAAUGUGACUAUUCCCGGCCAGCAGGACAAGGACAUGUUUACUGAGACCAUGGAGGCCUUUAAAAUCAUGGGCAUCCCAGAGGAGGAGAGAACUGGUCUGUUGAAGGUGGUGGCGGCAGUGCUACAGUUGGGGAACAUGACAUUCAAGAAGGAGCGUCACUCCGACCAGGCCUCCAUGCCAGAUGACACUGCUGCCCAGAAAGUCUGUCAUCUGCUGAGCAUCAACGUGACGGACUUCUCACGAGCCAUCCUGUCUCCUAGAAUCAAGGUUGGCAGGGACUAUGUGCAGAAGGCCCAGACUCAGGAGCAGGCAGAGUUUGCAGUUGAGGCUCUGGCCAAAGCAUCUUAUGAGAGGAUGUUCCGCUGGCUGGUGAUGCGGAUCAAUAAGGCCCUGGACAAGACCAAGAGGCAGGGAGCCUCCUUCAUUGGCAUCCUUGAUAUUGCUGGAUUUGAGAUCUUUGAGCUGAACUCAUUUGAGCAACUUUGUAUCAACUAUACCAAUGAGAAGCUGCAGCAGCUCUUCAACCACACCAUGUUCAUCCUGGAGCAGGAGGAGUACCAGAGGGAGGGCAUCGAGUGGAGCUUCAUUGACUUCGGCCUCGACCUGCAGCCUUGCAUCGACCUCAUUGAAAAAUCUGCCAGUCCUCCUGGGGUUCUAGCUCUGCUGGAUGAAGAGUGCUGGUUCCCUAAAGCCACAGACAAAUCCUUUGUGGAGAAGGUGAUUCAGGAGCAGGGAACAAAUCCCAAGUUCCAGAAACCAAAGAAACUCAAGGAUGACGUUGAUUUCUGCAUCAUCCACUAUGCUGGAAAGGUCGACUACAAAGCGGAUGAGUGGUUGAUGAAAAACAUGGACCCUCUGAAUGAAUGUGUGGCCACUUUGCUGAACCAGUCUGGGGAAAAAUUCAUUGGUGACCUGUGGAGAGACAUGGACCGUAUUGUUGGCCUGGAUAAGGUGGCAGGAAUGUCAGACUCUAUGCAUGGGGCAUUUAAAACCCGCAAAGGCAUGUUUCGCACUGUGGGUCAACUGUACAAGGAGCAGCUGGGUAACCUCAUGACCACUCUUAGAAACACAAACCCCAACUUUGUCCGCUGCAUCAUCCCCAACCAUGAGAAGAAGGCAGGUAAACUGGAGCCUCACCUUGUUCUGGACCAGCUGAGGUGUAAUGGUGUCCUAGAAGGGAUUCGCAUCUGCAGACAAGGCUUCCCUAACCGCAUCGUCUUCCAGGAGUUCAGACAAAGGUAUGAAAUUCUUACUCCAAACGCCAUCCCAAAGGGCUUCAUGGAUGGAAAACAAGCCUGUGAGCGAAUGAUUACAGCCUUGGAGCUGGACCAGAACCUGUACCGUAUUGGUCAGAGUAAAGUGUUCUUCAGAGCCGGAGUGCUGGCUCACCUGGAAGAGGAGCGAGACAUGAAGAUCACAGAUGUCAUCAUGAACUUCCAGGCCUGGUGCAGAGGAUACCUGGCCCGCAAGGCCUUUGCUAAGAAACAGCAGCAACUGAUCGCGAUGAGAGUGAUCCAGAGAAACUGUUCGGCAUACCUCAAACUCAAGAAUUGGCAGUGGUGGAGACUUUUCACUAAGGUGAAGCCUCUGUUGCAGGUGACUCGGCAGGAGGAGGAGAUGGUGGCCAAAGAGGAGGAGCUGAUUAAGGUGAAGGAGAAACAGAUGCAAGCUGAGCAGCAGAUCAAAGAGUUUGAGGCCAAACAACAACAGCUGCAUGCAGAGAAAUUGGCUCUUCAAGAGCAGUUGCAGGCAGAGACAGAGCUGUGUGCAGAGGCUGAGGAGAUGAGAUGCCGUCUAGCCUCCAGGAAACAGGAGCUAGAGGAGAUCAUUCAUGACCUGGAGUCCCGCCUGGAGGAGGAAGAUGAGAGGUCCUCACAAAUGCUCAAUGAGAGGAAAAAGAUGCAGCAGAAUAUCACGGAGUUGGAGCAGCAGCUGGAUGAGGAGGAAGCAGCCCGACAGAAGCUUCAGAUGGAGAAGGUCACGACAGAUGCCAAGCUAAAGAAGCUGGAGGAGGACAUAAUGGUUAUGGAUGAUCAGAACGGCAAACUUAAUAAGGAGAAAAAACAGCUGGAGGAGAGGAUAUCAGAGUUCACCACCAACCUGACUGAGGAAGAAGAGAAGUCCAAAAGUCUACAGAAACUCAAGAAUAAACACGAAGCAAUGAUCACUGAGUUAGAGGAUCGUCUCAGAAAGGAGGAAAAACAGCGUCAGGAGUUGGAAAAAAACAGACGUAAACUCGAAGGAGACUCCUCUGAGCUCGCAGACCACAUUGCGGAACUGCAGGCUCAGAUUGCGGAGCUCCGAGCUCAGCUGGCAAAGAAGGAGGAAGAACUCCUUGCUGCUCUGGCCAGAAUUGAGGAAGAGGCUGCAGCCAAGAACGCAGCCCAAAAGAAGAUCAGGGAGUUGGAGGCUCAGAUGGCCGAGCUACAGGAGGAUCUAGAGCUGGAGAGGCAGGCACGCUCAAAGGCUGAAAAACAGCGCAGGGACCUUGGAGAGGAACUGGAGGCACUUAAGACUGAGUUGGAGGACACACUGGACUCCACUGCAGCUCAGCAAGAGCUCAGGUCUAAACGAGAGAUGGAGGUCACCCAGCUGAAGAAGUCUCUGGAAGAAGAGGCCAAGACACAUGAGCAGCAGAUGGCAGACAUGAGGCAAAAACACAAUCAGGCUUUUGAUGAGCUGAAUGAACAACUGGAACAGGCCAAAAGGGGCAAAGCAUCGAUUGAGAAAGCCAAGCAGGCCCUAGAGAGCGAGUGGAACGAGCUGCAGAUUGAGAUGAAGACUCUGACUCAGGGCAAAGGAGAAUCCGAACACCGCCGCAAAAAGGCUGAGGCCCAGGUUCAAGAACUUCAGGUCAAAGUGGCAGAGAAUGAACGACAUAAGCAGGAGGUCAAUGACAAAAUGACCAAGAUGCAGGCAGAACUGGAUAAUGUUAAUGCCCUCCUGGGUGAAGCAGAAGGUAAAAACAUCAAAACCAGCAAAGACCUUUCUUCUGUUGAGUCUCAGCUGCAGGAUGCACAGGAGUUGCUCCAAGAGGAGACUCGUCAGAAGUUAUCUCUUUCUAGUCGCCUGAGGCAGAUGGAAGAUGACCAGAACAACCUGCGUGAAAUGCUGGAGGAUGAGGAGGAGAGCAAGAAGGCCGUGGAGAAGCAGGUCUCCUGUCUGCAGGCUCAGCUGGCAGAAAUGAAGAAGAAGCUGGACCAGGAGGCCUCUUCCCUGGAGGGAGCAGAAGAGGGCCGCAAGAAAGUCCAGCGGGAGUUGGACAGCAUCAUGCAGCAACUGGAGGAGAAGACUUCAGCAUACGACAAGUUGGACAAGACAAAAAAACGUUUACAGCAAGAGCUGGAUGACCUUUUAGUGGACCAGGACAACUUGAGGCAGAUUGUAUCCAACCUGGAGAGGAAGCAGAAGAAGUUUGACCAGAUGCUGGCCGAGGAGAAAACGAUUUCCACUCAGUAUGCAGAGGAACGUGACAAGGCCGAGGCUGAGGCCAGGGAGAAGGAGACAAGAGCUCUGACACUGGCCCGUGAUUUAGAGACCAUAACUGACCAGAAAGAUGAGCUGGAUCGAGCCAAUAAGCUGUUGAAAGCGGAGAUGGAAGACCUGAUGUGCUCCAAGGAUGAUGUUGGCAAGAGUGUUCAUGAGCUGGAGAGGUCAAAGCGUGCCAUGGACCAGCAGCUGGAGGAGAUGAAGACUCAGCUGGAGGAGCUGGAAGAUGAGCUACAGGCCACAGAGGAUGCCAAGCUGCGUCUGGAGGUCAACAUGCAGGCCAUGAAGGCCCAGUUUGACCGAGACCUGCAGGCCAGAGAUGAGCAGGGAGAGGACAGGAGGAAACAGCUGGUCAAACAGGUGCGUGAGAUGGAGGUUGAGCUCGAAGAGGAACGCAGGCAACGCUCUCAGGCUCUUUCAGCCAGGAAAAAACUGGAGCUGGACCUUGGAGAGCUUGAACAGCAGAUCGAUGCUGCCAACAAGGGACGUGAUGAUGCCCUCAAACAGCUGAAAAAACUCCAGGCCCAAAUGAAAGAACAGAUGAGAGAGCUGGAUGAGCUGUGUUUGUCCAGGGAUGAAGCUGUCAACAGUGCCAGAGAGACUGAGAAGAAACUCAAGACAAUGGAGGCAGAUGCUGCUCAAAUUCAGGAGGAUCUGGCUACCGCAGAGAGACUCAAGAGACAAAUUCAGGCAGAAAGGGAUGAACUCCAGGAUGAGAUGAACAACAGUAACACCAAGAACUCUCUGCUCACAGAUGAGAAGAGGAGGCUUGAGGCUCGAAUCACCCAGCUGGAGGAAGAACUGGAGGAGGAGCAGGUCAACACAGAGAUGACCAACGAUCAUUUGAAGAGAACCACGCUGCAGGCCGAUCAAUUGACCACGGAGCUGUCUGCAGAGCGCAGCAACUCCCAGCGUUUGGAGGGGGCUCGUUCCCAGAUGGAUCGCCAGAACAAGGAGCUGAAGCUAAAGCUGCAGGAGCUUGAGGGAACCAUCAAGUCCAAGUACAAAUCCACCAUCACCUCUUUGGAGGCCAAGAUCCUCCAGCUAGAAGAUCAGCUGGACACUGAGUCAAAGGAGCGUCAGGGGGCCUCCAGGCUGGCCAGGAGGACCGAGAAGAAGCUGAAAGAGGUGCUGCUGCAGGUUGACGAUGAGAGACGCAACACAGAGCAGUACAAAGACCAGGUGGAGAAGACUAACAUCCGAAUGCGCCAGCUGAAGCGUCAACUAGAGGAGGCCGAGGAGGAGUUGACACGAGCCAAUGCCUACCGCAGAAAGCUGCAGAGGGAGCUGGAUGAUGCUGCAGAGUCAGCAGAUGCUAUGAACCUUGAAGUCAGCUCUUUGAGAAGCAAGUUCAGGCGUGGGGAUUUACCUUUAAAAAGUCGAUGUGCAGUGAUCCGCUCUGGUUUGGACAGCGAUGAGGAUGUGGACAUGCAGACUGAGGCAACUGAGCCUGCAGCAGAAUAAAGAGAGGAGACACCAGAGAGGUCAAUUAAAAUGACCACUUUGAAAAUGCAGAUAUAAUAAAACAUUGGCUAAGCACAGUUUCAAUUAAGACUUUUUUCUCAGCGGCUUCAGCCUUGUAUUCCUUUUGACUGUCAUCAUAAAUAGCCUUACUUUUUCUUUUUAAAUUAAAAAACAUUUAUAUUUGGCCAAAUUAUCAUUUUCAUCUCAGUCAACAUGAAAAAGGGUUUUCUAAAAUGUUUCCCACAUACUUUUCCUGGUAUAUUUUUCUACUUAAUGGGUGUAUUUCAUCAAAUAAUAUUGCUUCAUUUUAUUUUUUACUUGAGAUUUAUAUGCCAUUACUGUACCACUGUGGGGAAUACUGGACAUGUUAUGCUUUUUUGCACAAAAAUGGGUCUUUAGGUAGUUUUGAUGCAGUUCAUGUUGGUUGGUGUCACUAUAAAUUUGUAUUGUAUGCUCAAAUUUUGUCAUGCUUUACCUCAACCAAUUUUGUACAAUGCCAACACAAACAAACAUAGGAGAAACAAAGUUGAUUUGUUGUUAUAACUGUUGGCACAAAUGUUGUGCCACCACUUGUGGUAUCUUGGUUGAUUCAUCAACUCACUUUUUUUUUUUUUUUGUACGCUUUUUCGAUAUUGGUGGUGGGUUUUUUUUGUAUUUGAUCUCUGCUUGUGCCAUGCUUUGUAUAGCACACAUGGUUUCCAUUAGCACAUUAGCCUCUGAAAGCAUCCCAGAAUUAACACCCUUACAUUUUACAUCCAUAAUACCCUAACACUGUAAUAUUAAGUUUCAAGUUAAAGUCAUGCUAUUUGAAUGCUGUCCCUUAUUUCAUCAAAUGCCUUAAUGCAAUAAAUUCACAAAAUUAUGAAUUGAA
Messenger RNA from Cheilinus undulatus (humphead wrasse), 6987 nucleotides. RefSeq names its product myosin-9-like. Bases 231 to 6116 code for a protein of 1961 amino acids. The transcript is spliced from 43 exons. Gene Ontology annotation, cellular component: myosin complex. Gene Ontology annotation, molecular function: ATP binding; cytoskeletal motor activity; actin filament binding. The record is from RefSeq and is a predicted model, not a curated record. Lineage: Eukaryota; Metazoa; Chordata; Actinopteri; Labriformes; Labridae.